AUGACGAAUGAAACACCUGAGGUAGUUAAAAUAAAUAAGUGGGAUGGAGCUGCUGCUAAAAAUGCCAUUGAUGAUGCCAUUAGAGAGGUGUUUACUGGAGAAUUAAAAUGUAAAGAGAGUUUUGCAUUGAUUGAUGGACGCUUAUUCCUUUGUGCUUUGGCUGUUGGAGUAGCUCUCUAUGCUCUGCUUUGGGACUACUUAUAUCCCUUUCCACAGUCUAAACUCGUGCUCAUAAUAUGUGUAUCAUCAUACUUCAUUCUAAUGAGCAUUUUGACACUAUACACAACUUUCAAGGAGAAGGGAAUUUUCGUGGUUGCUAAGGAGAAAGUUGGCAACAAUAAUAGAGUUUGGGAAGCUAGCUCUUAUGUUAAGAAGCAUGAUGAUAAAUACAAGUUGGUUCUUGUGAUGAGAAACUCUAAUGGAAAGUCUCGUGAAGCAUCCAUAAACAAGUCUUUUGCCAAUUUCAUUGAUAACAAUGGUACAGUUGUCCAAAAUCUCAUUAUCAAUGAAAUAACGAAGCUCUACAACUCCCUGUCUGCCGAGAAGAAGGAAAAA
Molecule: messenger RNA, 555 nt
Organism: Brenthis ino (lesser marbled fritillary)
Lineage: Eukaryota; Metazoa; Arthropoda; Insecta; Lepidoptera; Nymphalidae
Source: the annotation of a GenBank genome assembly